AUUAAUCUCCAUGUCAAGUCAAAAUCAGACGAACAAAGUAUACAACAAGAACGUCAACAAAGAAGCAGCUAUAACACAACCUUUUCUUUGGGGGAAGACUGAAGAAUAAAGUACUCAUCAUUUAAUUGUUGAUGGCUGGGUUGCAAAGAUCAGUUGUUUCAUUCCGUAGACAAGGUUCCUCUGGUCUAACAUGGGAUGACAAAUACUUACCAGGUGAACUGAUCAAUCAGCCUGUUAAACAUGAACAAGAAACUAACGAAAAACGUGUCAAAGAGGAAAUGAUGCUGCAGGUGAAUGCUUCAUCAAGAACAUCCGUUGGAUCAACAGAGAGGAGCCGAUCCAACAGUGGUUUUCCAACUAGGUGGAUGUCUCCGGUAGUAGAGCCACCAUCUCCUAAGUUAUCUGCAUGUGGAUUGUGCAGUGCUAUUAAUGGCAAAAAAGAUAAGUCCCACGGUCGACUUCAGUAGGGUAAGCAUGCUUUGUGAGUCAGUGUGUUCAAAAUCAGUGGCGAAAGCAGGAAUUUUUAGACAAGGGAUAUUCAGCUCCUUUGUAAACAUGGCUCUGCCACUGUUUAGAAUGUAAUUAAUGCAUCUAAAAAUCCUUUAUCAUAUGUAUGCACAAUUGUUUUAGUCAUAAGAAAUGAGUUCAGUUGAGCUGUACGCCUUUGUGUGUAAUUUACGUGAAUACACUUUGAUGAGCCGGUGGCUCGAGUGGCCAACAGUGGAAUAUUCCGGUGGGAUCGUUCUCGUUAGUGAAUAGGGAUGUUUCAUCGUAUGCUGUAUUAUGUGCCAGAACGUUGGAGCUAAACGACUUGUACCAGUUUUUUGUUUUGGUUAGUUUAGGUCUGCAGAAAUGCAGUGUGUGUAAACAAGGUUUCUUAGAUUGUCUCAGUAAUUUCUGAGUAUUGUUUCUCUUAUCUUUCUCCUUUUGAGCAGCUGUGAGGCAAAUAUUCAAUGCAAAUAUUAUUUAAAUUGGGUAUUCAAUGUAAAUACUAUUGUAGGCAAGCAUCAUCCUUUCUAAUUCAACAUGCAGAAAGCUUUCAUCCGGUCGAGCUACUUAAAAUUUAAUCAACUGUACAAUAUGACAUAUGGUUUCCAAAGGGGUUUAUAUGUUAUCACUACUCUUAUUCUCAGUUUUAUAAUUGAAUCAAAUACUCAAAAUCUUGCAUGGUGCAUAAAAUCGGGCAGUAAAAAAGGAAGGGAUAG
Molecule: messenger RNA, 1205 nt
Organism: Capsicum annuum
Lineage: Eukaryota; Viridiplantae; Streptophyta; Magnoliopsida; Solanales; Solanaceae
Product: MAPK kinase substrate protein At1g80180-like
Exons: 1
Coding region: 132-467 (111 amino acids)
Source: RefSeq, a predicted model, not a curated record